ACAUACAGGCAUGCGCAUUGACGUCAAGCUGUUAGCUUCCCAACGACAUGUUUAUUGUUCGAGCAGCUCUACUAUGUCCUAGGCUUGUGUUUAGGUUUGACUAGUCCAAUAAUCCUCAUAGUUAUCUGUUCCUAAUAUAUAAGUUACAAUUUGCAGACAAGUAUUGCACAAGAAGGACAAAUCAGCUCGUGAGGGACCACACUGACAACCAGGGAAGUAACUAUCUUAAAGGCACAACCCCAGUAUCUGGCACCACCAUCACAAUAAUAGGCUAGCUGAUUACAUAAGCGUGUGACCAACUGUAAAGUUUAAGAUCAUCACUUAGGAGAGCCGCAUUAGCGGGAAACUACAACAAAGAUGGGGAACAGUGCAAUCAAAGCCCAUCUGGAGAACUCCCAGAAGACUGGGAUCUUUCAGCUGACAGGGAAAGGUCUCCCUGAGUUCCCCGAGGAGCUCCAGAGGUUGACUGGAAACCUACGGACUGUAGAUCUGUCUUCCAACAAGAUUGAAGUGCUGCCUGCCGCCAUAGGAAACUUCCUUCAGAUGAAGAGUCUGACUUUAAAUUGUAAUAAACUCACAAGUCUCCCAGAUGAAAUUGGGAAGCUUAAGAAAUUAGAGACCCUCUUGCUGAACGGGAACCAACUGAGGCAGCUCCCUAGCGGUGUAGGACAGUUGAAAGCAUUGCGCACCCUCAGCCUGUCUGGGAACAAGUUCCGGGAGUUUCCUGGCGGCCUCGGCUCCCUACGACACCUGGACGUCCUGGACCUGUCCAAGAAUCACAUCCAGGCUGUUCCUGCUGAGGUAGCGGCCCUGCAAGCCAUCGAGAUCAAUCUCAACCAGAACCAGAUUUCAGUGGUGUCUGCGGAGGUGUCCACCUGCCAGAGGCUAAAGGUGCUGAGACUGGAGGAGAACUGUCUAGAGCUUGCCUCCAUCCCUGUGUCCAUCCUCACCAGCUCCCAGGUGUCUCUGCUCUCUGUGGAGGGCAACCUGUUUGAGGUGAAAAAUAUGCGGGACCUGGAAGGGUAUGAGAAGUACAUGGAGCGCUUCACUGCAACCAAGAAGAAGUUUGCCUGAAGAAUAGAGAGAGGGAGCAUCCCCCUGAGUCCAGCUUGUGCACUACACCCAAGUACCCUCCCUAGUGGUUGUCUUACUACAGUAUAUAUGGCUUCUGCACUACAGCAACAGGUUACAACAGCAAGAACCACAGUAGAAUUGAGUACUGAUUGAGAGCAUGCUAUGAUCUGUGUAUGACAGCAACAGGAUACCAUGAAUGGAAAAAGAGAACUAUGUGAACAGUGGACGAUAGACAGUGCAUUCACUUACGAUAUUCAUAGAAAUUGCAUCUUGAAUACUAAUUUACAAACGAAAAUCUAAGCCGGUUAUACUUAAAUAGUAUAGUGGGAUAAAAUGUCCCUCUACAUACAUUGGCUUUUAACUGCAUAUAAAUGAUCUAACAAUACAAUUGUUGCAGAAGUCAAACACCUCGGUUCAGUAUCAAGCAGUGUUCUGCCUGUCAGAUAGUAUAUGUGCCGUGACCAGCAAGCGAAUGAAAACUGUAGUACAGAAUGUCAAAGCAGUGACAAUUGCACUACAUAGACCCAGAAUGAGAUAAUGAUUUUAAAGCUCCAUUUUGCAUUAAGGCUUUACCCUGUGGAUCUGGAAUGGAACGUCACAUUUUUUCUGUAGCUCUGGUCCAGAGUGUUUCUUUUCAGCUGAGGAAAGCUGAUUCAUCAGCGUGCCACACAUAAAACCCUGGACCAGAGCUAGAUUUUUUGGUGCUGUGAAAGUAUGAAGAAAAUCACAGCCUAAAUGUAAACAAGUCUAUACUGAACAAAAAUAUAAAUGGAACAAUAUCAAUGAUUUUACUGAGUUAGUUCAU
Salvelinus sp. IW2-2015 is the source of this 1879-nucleotide messenger RNA. RefSeq names its product leucine-rich repeat-containing protein 57. Lineage: Eukaryota; Metazoa; Chordata; Actinopteri; Salmoniformes; Salmonidae. Gene Ontology annotation, molecular function: protein binding. The record is from RefSeq and is a predicted model, not a curated record.